This is a messenger RNA of Haliotis rufescens (red abalone), 3780 nucleotides long. Its product is annotated as protein mono-ADP-ribosyltransferase PARP14-like. The record is from RefSeq and is a predicted model, not a curated record. Gene Ontology annotation, cellular component: cytoplasm; nucleus. The transcript has 15 exons. Gene Ontology annotation, biological process: negative regulation of gene expression. Gene Ontology annotation, molecular function: transcription corepressor activity. Bases 95 to 2614 code for a protein of 839 amino acids. NCBI's taxonomy places the organism in Eukaryota, Metazoa, Mollusca, Gastropoda, Lepetellida, Haliotidae.
UUUCACGAGACUUUAGCCGACAUGCUCCUCGGCUAUAGGUACGCGUAAGAAUGUUUGCUUUCAUGUCCAUGAAACCAGAUAUUAUGCUUCCUUUAUGUGGACACACUGCGUUUCGCCAGUACGUAGAAGCAAGUGCAUUUAUAUUCACUCCUGGCAAACAUACAACGUGGGAUACAGUAGGAUAUCAACUGCUUUACUUGAUCACCAAUGUCACUCGAUGGCAGACAAGAAGGACAUGUUUCAGCAACUACCUGGAUUGUCUGCUGACGAUAUAGACAACCGGACGGUCAUCGUCGCACCCGAGUCGUCGGAGACGUUGCCAGACAGAGAGGCGUUGUGGAGGUACUUCGAGAGCCGGGAUGAGUCAGGGGGAGGGACACUCGAGUUCCUGGAUGUUCUGUCUGACGACAGCGCCCGGGUGACGUUUGGAGAUGCAUCUGAUGCGUCAAAUGUCGAGAUGCGAGAUCACAAAGUCAGCGGUAUUCGCCUCAUCGUGUACCCAUACUACAGAUCACAGCAGCCCGACGUCGACUUAUACGACAAUAGACUGGCAAUGUCUCCCCUCUCAGAAGACACUACCACAGACUCGCAACAGCCAGAAGACACUCCUACAGACUCGCAAAAACCAAAAGACUCUCCCACAGACUCGCAACAAACAGAAGACUCCCCCACAGACACCCAACAACUUGGAGACACUUCAGAACCGCAACACAAAGAAGAACAACCAAUAGUAGAGUCCCCGCCUCUCAAUAGUGAAGAGCUGAACAUAUCACGCGGCAAGGUACGCUACCUGGAAACAUUUCCCUCACAUUCGCUUCAAGCUCUGGUCAAGGAUUUCGUUGAAGUAGAGUAUGCUACUGAUGCUUUCAUUGUAAAAGGGAGUGGGUCAGACUUUAAGAAGAAGGUGAAUAGUCUUAAGAUAGCAAUUUUGGAUAUUAAAGAGGAUACGUUUGAAAUGAACAAACGCCAUGUGUAUGGGUUCUUGACGUCACCCCGUGGCAGACUGGAAUUGAAAAAGAUUGAGGACAGGUUCCGGUGUGCUGUGAGUGUCGACCCGGGCGUGUACUCCGAUGUCAAAGAAGAUGGUGAACCAGCCUCGAGCAUUAUCGACACUGAUCUUAACUUUAUCCAAGGAGAAAUAGCCCAUCAACGGGCCGAUGUGCUGGUCAGCACAGUAGACAGGGACUUGGAUCUGUCAGAGGGAUCUGCCAGCAUCGCGGCAGCAGGCGGAGACGAGAUACAGGUGGAGUUUAGAAACAGGUACCCCAAGGGUAUCAAAUACGGCAAGGUCGCGAAGACCAAGGGAGGGAAUCUCAACUGUCAGGAGGUGUUCUACUGUUGUUUGCCAGAAUACUCCAUCGACCCCACACUCAAGGGUUUGGAGAAAGUUGUAUACAAGUGUCUGUACGAUGCUUCUGAGAGCGACUACCGCAGUAUCGCGCUGCCAGCCCUGGGAACAGAGAAGCUAGGCUAUCCACCCGACAAAGUAGCAAAGAAAAUGCUGACCAUAAUAUUCUACUUCAUGACCUACACUUCCUCCCUGACUGAUAUCGCCAUCGUUAUUGGCCCUGGCAACAGCGAAGUCGUCACGGCAUUUAAACAAGAGAGGAUCAAGCAAAUUCGUAACUCCAAGCUAAACGCAGUAGCCGAUGUCCCCGCUGGCUCUGUGGCGGAUGCUGGGUACCAGGUGGGGAAGUUCACUAUUCACACCGGACACGGCGACAUCAGCAAGGAGAGUGCCGCAUGCAUAGCCCACUUCACUAACUCAACAACGCCCUUGAAUAUAGGUAUACUGUCCAGCCCACUGAGUGUGGCGUGCGGCAAGGACCUUGAGCUACAGUGUCAGCUGGCAGCUGGUCAAAUGAAGGGAAAAGGACUUGCUAUGACCACGGCGCCAAACAUCGCGGCAGACAUCAUCAUGCACAUUGGUGUUGACCGUUUCAAGGGCAACUGGAAAGACGUCAUAAAAGCAUGUUUGAAAGUUGCGACUGAAAAUAGCGUUACAUCGAUCGCAUUUCCAGAGUUUGGAACAGGUGAUGGGAAGCUCCCUCUAGAAAAAAUGCCGAAGCUGCUUGUGAAAUGCUUGAGGGACAUUGAGAAGAAGGACUGUUCUCUCACCGACAUCAGUUUUAUCAGCAGCGACGCAACUUCACAUGCCCUGUUUUGUUCCCACUUGGAGACAAUCAUUGGUCACAAGGAUACUAAAGGCCACUUGCCUGACGGUGCAUCAGGACAGAUCUCUGCCACAGACACUCUACCGAGACAAACAGGAGAAGGACAACAGUCGGGGAGUAUGGAGCAGGUGUUCGUGAAGACUACCAAGGACACAGAGGCCGACAUCACAGUGUACUCAGAAAAAGAAGAUGUUCUACGUCGGGCGUUUAAAGCUGUAGAAGAUAUCUGCGACAUUCGCAUUGUGACGAGAACGUUUGAAGAAAAGAGACUGAAGCACAUGGUAACCUCUCAGAUGCAGAGCCUUAAAAGAUCACUUGAGAGCAUGGCGGUGGACAUGACCAUCAAAUGGGCGACGGGGAUGGUUGAACUGGAAGGUGUUGAUGACGAUGUACAUGAGGUGGAGUCAGUGCUGUCCCGGAUAACGCCUCAAGCUGAUUGAUGUAGAUUCACGUUUAUAUUAAGUAUCACGUGUCACGCUCAGACAUUUAAACAGACCUGUAUCGAGUACAUAUUUCUGUUAUGUACUUUCAUUUCUGACGGUUAUGGUAUCGUAUGGUAUUCUUUAAUUGACUAUGCUCCAAAAUAUCUAGGACCAAGAUUACCCGCUCAUUAAUUUCCAUCAUAUGUGUACACAUGUGAACAAACAUGCCUUAGAUGCUCCCCUUGUUACAGCCAUUAUGAAGAGAUGUCAAUGAUAAAUGUAUCAGCUUUAUUUGUGAACGCCAAUGUCAAUACUAUUGUUUGACGAUUACAUUAUUGUUCGUUUAAUGGAUUUCAUGUGCUGAGUGAUGGAUUUGUAUGGAUAAAUGUAUUUGCGCGUGUGUAAUGAAUAUGUAUUCCACUGUUGUGUGUCGUGAAACUGGCCUCUAACUGUAAGUAGUCUGAAGUGAAAUUCAAUGUACUUUUGAAUUGGUAUUUUUCUUACUAGACUUAGCCAUUUUAAUAAUAUACAUAGAGCUCGAGGAACAGCUAGAAUUCGUAUUCAUAUACAUAGAGCUCGAGGAACAGCUAUAAUUCGUAUUCAUAUACAUAGAGCUCGGGGAACAGCCUGAAUUCGUAUUCAUAUACAUAGAGCUCGGGGAAAAGCUAGAAUUCGUAUUCAUAUACAUAGAGCCCGGGGAACAGCUAGAAUUCGUAUUCAUAUACAUAGAGCUCGGGGAAAAGCUAGAAUUUUGUAUUCAUAUACAUAGAGCUCGGGGAACAGCUAGAAUUCGUAUUCAUAUACAUAGAGCUCGGGGAACAGCUAGAAUUCGUAUUCAUGUACAUAGAGCUCGGGGAACAGCUAGAAUUCGUAUUCAUAUACAUAGAGCUCGGGGAACAGCUAGAAUUCAUAUUCAUAUACAUAUAGCUCGGGGAACAACUAGAAUUCGUAUUCAUAUACAUAGAGCUCGAGGAACAGCUAGAAUUCGUAUUCAUAUACAUAGAGCUCGAGGAACAGCUAGAAUUCCUAUGCACAAGUUGUUCCAGUCAUGACUGCAAUUUGCUGAAGAAUAUUUUUUUUAUGAGAAACCCCCUUAAAUGUCACCCAAGUGCGUCAGUUUUAAUUACACCACUGACUCUAUAGAAACGCAUUGUCAACUGCAUACUAUUAAACCUUUGUAUUAA